Messenger RNA from Meloidogyne enterolobii, 752 nucleotides. The record is from the annotation of a GenBank genome assembly. NCBI's taxonomy places the organism in Eukaryota, Metazoa, Nematoda, Chromadorea, Rhabditida, Meloidogynidae.
AUGGACGGAAAAGGAAUUCGGCUUUCUAAACGUUAUGUAAUUUGCCUAUUUUCUUGCGUCUGGUUUGUACUAAUUAUCUCGCAUAUUUCAUUUUCUGCUCUGCAAUAUUUUGCUGUUUCUGAAUUACAUCGUCUUCUGAACCAGUUAAAAACGACUGUUGGGUUUUAUCUUUGCAAUCGGAACGAUCGCUACUCCGUAUUUAACGAGAUUGGAGAGCGUUGUGAUUCAAUCUCCGUAUUCCACGAUUUUGGACAUUUUUUACUUAGAGGGCAUACUUUAUUUACUCUUUUCUUCCUUUUUGUUUCAAUAGCAAUAUUUUUGGCUACAAUAUUUUGCCAUUGGAGAGUGAAUUUGCAACAUGAUUUUUUGAAUUCGAGGAAUUCAGGGAACAGGAGAAAGCGGUGAUUUUUUAUACAGAGAGGAUUCAACCAGAAAAUAAAACCUUUCUUUAGCGAGCACAGCCCUUAUCGUCGACGUGAAACUCUUUUUAAUACGCUACUCCUUUCUCUUGGGGCAUUUUUCAUCUCUGUUUCUGGCCGAAGCUUUAUAGAGAUUGCUGUCUUUUGGGUUAGUGAUAGGAGGGAUGUUACUCGACUAGCUGCUGCUUAUCAGUUGUUCCGAAUCGCUGCGUUUAUUGAUCCAUUACUGAAUCCACUCUUAGUGGCUGUCAGAACCCCUGCCAUACGUCGAAAGCUCCGUCACCAUUUUUAUUUAACCCUACAAAUAUUUUGUGCAGUAUUUUGUCCUUGUUG